AUGGACGCAACUACUGAAAAAUAAACAAUUCGUUAAAAACGCGUGCUGAGAAGCUCUACGACGGUUUUCCAAAAAUAUGGACGUAAUUGAAGGAAAUAUCAAUAUUCCUCCAGACGUAUUAGCAGACUCCAUGGCUGCAAGUGUCGAUUUGCUACCAGAAAAGACCAGGGAGCGAUAUCAAAAAGAAUACGAAGAUUUCAAGGAAUGGCUUAAGAUUAAGAGGAUCAAUUUAGUAAAUGAAGACGUGUUAUUAGCGUACGUAAAGGGAAAAUCGGAAAUGUACUCGCCCAAUUCAUUAUGGACAAAAGUUUCAAUGUUGAAACUCACUUUGAAGGUAUAUGACAACAUUGACAUUUCAAGAUUCGGAAAAUUAUUCGCCUUUUUGAAACGAAAGUCUGAAGGUUACAGACCAAAAAAGUCUAACAUUUUGUCUGAAGAGCAAGUCAUGACAUUUUUAUUGGAAGCUGAUGAUGGUGUAUGGCUCCUAGAAAAAGUCAUCUUAAUAUGUGGAAUAUUUGGCGCUUGUAGGGGUGAUGAGCUUUUUAAGUUGAACGUGGAGGACUUUGAAGACACCAACAAAAACGUAAUAGUUACAUUGCGGAUCACAAAAAAUAAGAAAAGCAGAGUGUUUUUAAUUCCGAAAGAAGGACUUUCCUUCAAUGCGUAUCAGUUAUACCAAAAAUACGCGGAAAAACGUCCUCAAAAUUUAGAAACUCGGCGAUUUUUCAUUGUCUACCGCAAAGAAAAGUGUGUUAGGCAGGUUGUGGGCAUUCAUACCAUUGGGGGUGUUCCCAGGAAAAUUGCUAAGUUCUUAAAAUUAAAAAACCCAGAGUUAUACACGGGCCAUUCGUUUCGGAGGUCAUCCGCUCCCAUGCUUGCAGAAAAUGGCGGCGAUCUCCUAGCAGUGAAGGAACUUGGAGGCUGGGAUUCAUCUGCGGUAGCGGAGUCGUAUAUUGAAAAUUCUGUUUCGAAGCGAUUAAAAAUCACCAAACAACUAUUUCAAAGGUCCAAUAGAAACUCUGAAAUUACAACAUCCAUAGCCACAGCUUCUUCAUCAAGUGUAACAUCAACAGGUGAUAGUGGUCCUCAAGUUUCCUACGAUGGACUACAGAUUUCUAGCAAUAAUAACUGUCACUUUCAUAUUCAUUAUAAUAAGUAG
Photinus pyralis (common eastern firefly) is the source of this 1159-nucleotide messenger RNA. Its product is annotated as tyrosine recombinase XerC-like. The coding region runs from base 77 to 1159 and encodes 360 amino acids. The transcript is spliced from 2 exons. Lineage: Eukaryota; Metazoa; Arthropoda; Insecta; Coleoptera; Lampyridae. The record is from RefSeq and is a predicted model, not a curated record. Gene Ontology annotation, molecular function: DNA binding. Gene Ontology annotation, biological process: DNA recombination; DNA integration.